UUUUUAUAAUACGACAGUUUUAUGACUCAAAAUCUCUUCAAAAUAUAAGGAAGUUCAAAACUAUUAUGACCGCUUCAUAAAUAUUAUUAUAGUAAAAAAAUAUUGUUCUGAAAAUAAAUAGUGCACUUUAACAAUCAAAGCAGGACAAUGGAUUCUCUUGGGACUUCACCAGAAGUCACUUACAACUGGGUUGAUAUAACCACUGAUUUCUUUAGUCAUAUUCAAGACUUGCAAUUGGGAGAGCUUCUUCAUGAUGGACAUUUAUUUGGGCUAUUUGAAGCAAUGUCAGCUAUUGAAAUGAUGGACCCAAAGAUGGAUGCAGGAAUGUUGUGCAACAGAGGAAAUCCUAAGCCGCUGAACUUCCAGCAGGCUUUAGCAUGUGGCAAGCUAAAAGUAGAUGAUCUAGAACCUGGUGAAAUAAUUGGUGUGAUUGAUGCGACUAUGGCCUGUAUUGUCUCAUGGUUGGAAGGACAUUCCCUUGCACAAACUGUGCUCACUAAUAUAUAUUUACAUCAACCUCAUUUAAUUGGAAAUAAAACAUUAAAGGCCUAUUGUAUUGCUGUGUACAAAUUACUUGACUGUAUACGGGAUUGUAUUAAUAAAGCUCAAGUAUUUGAGGAGGAAGACUUUUUGCCGAUGUGCUACGGCUACAGACUUGGCUCUAACCCUCAGUCUGGAAGCAAUUAUGACGCCUCACUUGAAGUGACAGAACAGAAGUGUAUUGCUAUGUUGAAAGAGCAGGAAGAGGAUUUGAAUAAAAAGGCUAAAAGCAUUGAUGAUGAGGCAAACAAUGCAUGGGCCGGUGUUGCCGCAAGGAUACGCUUUACGAGAAUGUUUUAUCAAGCACUAUUUCUGAUCACUAAGCGAGAUUCACAAUCCGGGGUAGAUUGUGUUGCAUUAUUGAACGGAUGUUCGGAGACUAUGAAGGUUAUAAUAAAAACAGCUGAAAAAGGCACUCAGCCUGAGGAGAAUUCGGACGCACCAAAUCCGAUGGGCUUCGAGCCGAUGAUCAAUCAACGUCUGCUCCCGCCGACAUUUCCACGUUACACCAAGAUUAAACCAAGAUCCGAAGCCUUGCUGUACUUUGAUGAACUGGUUACGAGACUGCGGCUUGCUUGGAAGAUCACUUCUUGCACUAACUUUCAUGUUGCUCUGGAUUUCUUUAUGGAGUUCAGUCGUCAACGCGCUUGCAUUCUUUCCCGAUCAGCCCUGCAAUUGCUGUACCUCAGUCCAUCGCCUGCGUCGAUGGCCUCACAGACAGUCCACAGUAGCACUUCGGUGCAAGCGAGACCACACCAUCUAUUCAUUGAGAUCCUGAGGGAGUCGGUCAAGAGUUUUGUGAAUCCUGCAAUGCCCACUGCUAAGUCGGGAUCUGUUGGAUCGAUCCAGGUUCGCGAGUACGUGGACAACUUCCUGGCGCGUUGCGUGCGGCCGUUCGCGGUGCUCUUGCAGGUGUGUGGACACAACCGCGCGCGGCAACGAGACAAGCUCGGGUUGUUGUUAGACGAGCUGGCGGCCUUGCAAGAAGAGGCAAAUAACGUGGAUGAAGUAGUAAGCAGUGCCAAUGGCACGGCUACCAGGGCGUGCUUCAACACGUGGAUCCUGUACCACGUGCUGCGGGUCAUGAUCGCAUACCUGCUGUCGGGGUUGGAGCUGGAGCUGUAUAGCGUGCACGAGUACCAUUACAUAUUCUGGUAUUUAUACGAGUUCCUUUAUGGGUGGCUCGUGUCGGCACUGGCUCGAGCAGAGGCUCUGUCUGCAGAGCCCACGAGAAAGACUGAGAAGCGGGGUGGAGCACGCAAGUUGAAGAAGCGAGCAAGACCCAACAUGAGGGAGAGCUUGAUUUGUCAGGUGAUGCAGAACAUGUGCGGGGGCUACUAUAAGGCGCUGGUGGCGUUCAAGCUUCAGGGAAAAAUCCGUCAGCCGAUGAGCCAGUUCGACAACGAGGCAGUCCGCUACAAACACCGGUUUGCGCCACUCGCCGUUAUCUCUCCGCCGCAAGUGCACUACCACGAGUUCUGCGAAAUGACUCAACCAUUGCAGUACGAAAAUCCUGUGUUAUUAUAUGUAGCUGGUUACAAACAUUUCCAGCAAGCAAGGAAUCUUCUAGAGACUAUUACGACGCCUGAUCAAGAGGUACAAGAUUUGCUGAAGGUGGCGAAAACGAAUUUCAUUGUUCUUAAACUGUUGGCCGACGGACAUAAGAAGGAUUCUACGGUGCCGCCAGAUUUUGACUUCUCAGCUCACAGACAUUUUCCAAUCAUUAAAAUCGCAUAGAUAUAUGUUAUUAUCGAAUAAUCUAGUCCAAUCUAUAAGAAUAUUAUAACUCCUAUGUAUGAAUCAAA
Leptidea sinapis is the source of this 2345-nucleotide messenger RNA. It is a transcript of the gene Naa35, whose product is annotated as N-alpha-acetyltransferase 35, NatC auxiliary subunit. The coding region runs from base 148 to 2277 and encodes 709 amino acids. The record is from RefSeq and is a predicted model, not a curated record. Gene Ontology annotation, biological process: N-terminal peptidyl-methionine acetylation. Gene Ontology annotation, cellular component: NatC complex. Lineage: Eukaryota; Metazoa; Arthropoda; Insecta; Lepidoptera; Pieridae. The transcript has 14 exons.